AUGUACGUUGGGGAGGAGAAACAUGUCAGCAAACGUCAGCUGGUAGCAGCCCCAGGGUUUAGCAGCGAACUAGGUUCUGGAGAUCCGGGGACGGGGGACGUCGGGGAUAGGCGUCGAUGCGAGGUCGGCCGAGUUCAGACCGGUGGCCAGUGCACAUUAUGCCUCCAGACUCUGAGGCUUGCAACAAGGUUAAGUAUUGCCUUGGGUGCCAUCCAUCCAGUUCAGAUCCAGAUUCCGGGUACCACCACGGUUGACGGUUAG
Gaeumannomyces tritici R3-111a-1 is the source of this 261-nucleotide messenger RNA. RefSeq lists its product as hypothetical. The transcript has 3 exons. Lineage: Eukaryota; Fungi; Ascomycota; Sordariomycetes; Magnaporthales; Magnaporthaceae. The coding region runs from base 1 to 261 and encodes 86 amino acids. The record is from RefSeq and is a predicted model, not a curated record.